AGAGAGGGAGACCCAGAAUCGGAAGCAGGCUCCAGGCUCUGAGCUAUCAGCCCAGAGCCCGACACGGGGCUCGAACCCACGAACUGUGAGAUCAUGACCUGAGCCAAAGUCAGACAUUUAGCCAACUGAGCCACCCAGGCGCCCAGCACAGAUUUCUCAUAUGUAAAAUGAGUAUGCCCAGGGUUGUUGUGUGGCAUGGGAGAGUGGGUUUGUGCAGCUUCUCUGUAAACUGUAAAAUGUCGUGCAGAGUCCACGAAGUGUCUGCACUUCAGUGUCUUGACUCAGGGGUCAACGUUGUGAGCUACUCCAAGGAGGGCUAGAUGGGACUUUUCUGGCACAUAGCUGCUCAUUUCAGGCCAUGUAGGGCCCCCGGCUUUUUGGAGUCCUAUAGGGUUCCUACGGGCAGCUGCUGCCAGGAUGGGUUCUGCAGGGCAUUUCAGGUUGCAGACUGUAUACAUGCUCAGAAGGACUUUGCAGCCUUUCUCAGCCAUGUUCCAGGAGGGAAUUAUUCCUUACAGUAUUGGCUUUCCUCCUAUGCUUUUACAAUCAUACUAAGAGAAAUAAGAAAAUAGACACGGAAAUAAUUUUCUGUGUUUUGUGGUUCCAUGAGGAAUCCCAGUUGAGUAAGGCUGGGACCUGGCAGACCCAGAAGCCUCCACAAUCCUUCACGAGGCUUCCACAGAGAAUGAGAGGCCCAAGAGAGGCAGGCAUUUGUCCAAGGUUGCACAGAGUUGGCAAAGCCGUCAUUCAAAACCAGGUUCCUGAAUGUCAGGCCAUGACUGUGUGAUGGGUGAUGUGACCCUUUACAUUCCUUCCACAUUUUCAAACUGGAGCAGUUUCAUGAUGCUGGGUUUUACUUCUCUGGUUGUUGAGUUUUUUCCCCAGACCACCCUAUCUGUAAGAGUGAUGGAUUUGAGAGGCCUGAGCAGUGGCCUCCUUUUUCUUGAGAGCUGAAGUCACAGCUCUGGCUGGCUCUGGGCUGUGUGUGGCUAAGUGCACUGCGGCCCUGGCAUGGUGGGAGGAGGGGCAGCAGCUAAGUGGUUUCUGAAAAAGGGAAAAAAUGAUGGGAAAAGCUCUGGGAUCCUCUGGGAAUCAGAACCACGGCAACAGCAGCUGCUGCCAUUGCUGGAAACAUUUUCCUUGAGUGCCAGAGUGUACCCACAGCCCAUCCCUGCCAGCGCUGAGUGACCACGGCCCAGGGAGGGGCCACGGACCCUCACAGAGGCAACUCUUCUCCCCACACCAGUCCAGCUCUCCCUUCAAGUAACGAAGUCUUGGAGCUCGCCGGCACCUGCUGUGUCCGGGGUGCGCUGCAUCUAGCUGGUGAGUCCUUUCUGUUGUUUGCUGGCCGGUGCCGAUGCUAGCUUUUAGAAUGGCACAGGGAGCUGUCAAAAACUGAGCCCUGCCUCUGUCCGCUUGGGUGACUAUGAGCAGUUCAACUAGCCUCUCAGCACCUUAGUUACCCCAUCUGAAAACGGGAUAAUAGCAGUGGCUGCCUCAAAGGUCAUGGUGACGCUGAAGUGAAGCUAUAGCUGUGGUGCACUUAGCCUGGUUAAUCGUAAACACUUGACAAGUGACUGUGGAGGUUGCCAUUGUCAUUGUGUCUGAGUUGCAUCAGGGUCAUCCUGGACCCUCCUCCUGGAGCAAAGAGGCCAGUGGUUUGUGGCCGGAGGUUUCGCCACAUAGCUCCAUCCAGGCUGAAGGGUGCUGGGUGGGGUGGCAGGAGUCCUGGGUUCUCACCCAGGCUCCACUCGCUCUCUGUUUUAGAUAGGGUUCCUGUGGCUCUUCAUCCAUAGGCGGGGUAGCCCCUGGAUCUCCGUCCCUCUUUAGGAAAUGCUCAGGUAGGAAUUUCCCUUUAGGAAUGAUCAGGGGUGGAUCCUGGACCAGUUCCCAAGAGCCUGUAGGGAAGCUGGAGGCAGACAGGUGCUUUGAGCAGAGAGGGAGCAGGAGAGCUGCACCCCGGGAUGUGUCAGCUGGAUUAGGGAGAAAAAGGGGGCUUCGCCCAGGUGGUGGGCAGUUUCCUUCCUGGCGCUGGAGUUGAGAAAGAUCCAGAGGCCAAACCAAGUUUUGCUGAGCAGGGUCAUUUUUUUCAGGACAGUCCUUUAGUCUCCAUUGGUGGGUUUGUGAAUCUUGCCUAAACCAGAACCGCCAUCUCCAUCAGACACCCCAAGUCAUAGUUGGAAAUUUCCCCCAUCAUCGUAGGACAUUCAACUGUGAUAGGUACCUUGCCACGGGGCUCAUGUGCUAGACACACCCGGGCCUGGCAGUGGCAGACUAUCUUGUAGUCUGCAGCCCAGAGCAAAUGGCCUCUCAGUCCCUGUCCUGCCCUCUGCUCUGGAAGAAGCUUAGUUUCCAGUAGGGAAUCAAGUGUGAGGCAUGCAGUGCAGAUUUGGGGUUUGUUGACUGACCGAAUGAUGGUACUGUGUGGGCUGCUUCAUGUUUAUUGGGUUUGGUUAGAUUUGGACCAGUCAGAGGGAGAGGCAAAAGGUGACACUGUGGAAUGAUUUGUGGGGGCCCCUGCUAAUGGGUGCUCUGGUUGGGAUAUUAAGAACUGUGAGUCAGGCAUCAGGUUUAUUCUUGGUUUUGUGGCCAGUCCUACCAAGGGGAGAUGCCCUGCGAGAGUCAGGCCCUGGCAGAUGGCCUGGUUCGUACUUGUACUUCAUUUUGGCCUUUGAGCUUCCUGGGAUGCUUGUUUGAGCAGGAAGGUGCUACAGGUUGGGGCUUCUGAGCAGAAGGGGGUUGUCCCUGCCUGCCUGGCCCCAGGGCUAGGGGACUUUGGGCUGAUCAGUUCCUCACCCUGGUGUGAGGUCCGGGGCUGAGUUUAAUGGCUGAGAAGACCCCUGUGGUGGAGUGCUAGAGAUACUCUGCAGUCAGGCUUCUGGGUAUCAAAUCCAGGUUCCACCUCGUCCUAACUGUGGCCUCCAGCAACCACUGUGCCUGAGUUUCCUCAUCUGUCAAAUAUUUACCUCUUGGAGAUGUGAGAAUGAAGUGAGCACAUGUGAAGUGUUAGAAUGGUACCCAUCCUUGCACAGUACAUGCUCAAGCACGUCAGUUACUUUCGUUCUUACUAGCCUCCUGUGCCUUUUAAUGGUAGCAGGCUCCACAUAGUAUGAACAUAAUAAGACAUUCUCUUCCGAAAGCGCAGAUGAGUGUUGGUGUUUAUGCUUCUGAAGCUUCUCAUGGCUUCCUACCAUCCACACAAUAAAGUCCAAAUCCUGUUCCUUGACGUUCAAGGACAACAGCCAUCUGGUUCUGCCCUGCUGCCUGUCCUCCAGGCCCACUGGCUUCCUCUUCACCAGCUACUUUGGGAUCCCCAUCCUCUCCCCUGGCCCCAGAUCAACCCUCCUCUCCUUCUAGGCCCAGAUCCUCUGUCACCUUCUCCAUGAAGCCUUCUUCAGGACCCUGGCCCCUCCUGUGAUACCCUGCCCCAGCCAGUGCCUGGUUACUGUCUCAGAUGGGGCCGAGUCCUCUCUGUGCCCCCAGCACAGGCCUGGGUACCCAGUAGGAUUCAGUAGGUGGCUGUUGAGUGAUGGGAUGAACAAAUGGGUGAGUGGUUGGAAGGAAGAUUCCCUGUGGCCAGGAACACUUCCUGCUGCAGGGUUUCCAUCUGAGGGAUAACCCAGAGAAAGACUCGAGCCCCCCUGAGAGCAACAGCAGGCAGGAUGGAAAACGGGCCGGCAGUCAGCUGUCUGUCUUCUUCGCAGGGUGCAGAGUGGUGAGGCUGCCUCAUUUAUUUUUCCCCCAAGGACCUGGGCAUCAGAUAAUAGCUGGUCUAUUGCCGAGGCCCAGCUGUGUGCUCUGAGUGUUCACUGCCUAACUUGCACUUGAAAAUGCAGGUUGUGAGCAGCUUCCCAUUUCUUGACUGGCUAUUUUUUGGAAUCCAACCACUGCUGGAACAUGAAUCUCACUAACUUUCUUUGGAAAUGGGAACAAGAAGGGUCUAUAUCUGAUCUCUUUCAUGUCCCCGACAGUGACCACAGCUUUAUUUCAUAGAGAGGGGGAUCAGGCAAGUGCCCUGCUCAGGAAGAGGUCAUAGGAUGUGGGGGAGAUAAAGCAGUGCCAGAUAGAAAUUGCUAGACUACAUAAUGGAUGGUGCUAACAGGGCCAUGAAGGAUGAUGGACAACCAACUGGGCCACUCUGGAUGGGGAGGGAGCAUGGCCAGUGCAGAGCCUGGGGGUGUGGAGGAGGCAGCAUUAGUGUUGGACCCCAAAGGGAGGUGGCCUCUGAAAAGUGAUAGGAUUUGGGCAUGAAGAGGAGAAGGAAAAUGCCCCCCAAGUGGAGACACUGCAGAGGCAAAGGCCUCUGAGAUGUGGAACAGCCCUGGGUACCAGGGAGUGGGGAUGGCCUGCUGGAUGGAGGGAGGAGUGGGACAGAAGGUUAGGAAGGGGGUGGAAGACACUAUCAAAACAAGUUCACGGCCAUAUAUGCUAGUGCUAGCUGCCAGCUGAACACCACAUGUUCAGGCCUGGAAGGCCUGCACCAGCCUCUAAUCUCUUAAAGUUUAAAAAUUCAGGGAUGCUUGAAAUUUCACAAAAAUGACAAAAAAGUGCAAGAAGUCCCCACCAACUCAAUAGUUGCAGCUGCCAGGUCGAAGAGCAAAAGCAGGCAAGCACGUGGCUGGUGACGGGGACACGUGGCACAAGAAGGCCUGUGCAGCAUGGGGUGUGAGCAUGUCAGUCUCUGCCGCUCACCCUGUUCACAGAGACACAGCCUGUUCUGCUCUUUGAGGCUGAGCCAUUCUCAUCACCGAGUCCCUCCCUCAAUGCCCAGCCAUUGACAGCCACUCCCAUUGUUUCCUUUAUUCUGAUCUUGGAGGGAGGCAGAGCAGUAGUUAUGAUCCCACUUUGCAGAUGAGGCAACUGAGGCCCAGAGAGAGCAAUCCAUUCAUGUCUUUCAGAGCCUUAUGGCUUCAAGCUGGGGGACACAUCCACUCUUGAGCCCAAUGCCCAUGGGGUUGCUAGGCCUGCUCACCCCUGGGGCCUCUGAGGUAGGAGGUAUAGCACCCCUAGAAGCUUUAGUUCUGGGGCGCUAGGGCCAGCAGCUGUUGGAUCUCUGGGGUGUCCUGCUUCACAGGGGCUUUUGCAAGGAGGGCAGAUGGGGGCUAGAGUUGUGGAGUCCUCAAGCUGGGCACACACCUGAUCUUGGUGGCUGCCUGCAGGCUGCCUCUCAGGCCACAACGGAUCUGACAAGGAUGAAGAAAUGGGGGAGCUCAGACUCAGGGGAGUCUGAGGAGCCACCCCAAGAGGACUCCUGCUCAGACCCCCUGGAUGGAGACCCUAACUCCAGGCCAGCUCCAGCCAAACCCCACAUCUUCCCCACGGCCAAGAGCCGCAGUCGGCUUUUUGGGAAAUGCGACUCGGAGGAAGCUUCUCCAAUGGACUGCUCUUACGAGGAAGGCCAGCUAGCCUCCUGCCCAGCCAUCACCGUCAGCCCUGUUGUCAUCAUCCAGAAGCAUGAGGAUGGCCUCACCUGUGACAGGCAGUCUUCCCAGGACUCUGCUCCUGCUGGGUCUGAGAAGAACCUCAAGCUGUAUGAUCGCAGGAAGAUCUUUGAAGCCGUCGCUCAGAAUAACUGUGAGGAGCUGCAGAGUCUGCUGCUCUUCCUGCAGAAGAGCCAGAAGCACCUCAUGGACAGCGAGUUCAAAGACCCAGAGACCGGGAAGACCUGUCUGCUGAAAGCCAUGCUCAACCUGCACGAUGGGCAGAAUGAUACUAUUCCCCUGCUCCUGGAGAUUGCCCGGCAGACGGACAGCCUGAAGGAGUUUGUCAACGCCAGUUACACAGACAGCUACUACAAGGGUGAGCUGCCCCUCUCCUUGGCUGCAUGUACCAACCAGCUGGGCAUCGUGAAGUUCCUGCUGCAGAACUCUUGGCAGCCAGCAGACAUCAGUGCCCGGGACUCGGUGGGCAACACAGUGCUGCAUGCGCUGGUGGAGGUGGCCGACAACACAGCCGACAACACUAAGUUUGUGACGAGCAUGUACAAUGAGAUUCUGAUCCUGGGGGCCAAGCUCCACCCUACACUGAAGCUGGAGGAGCUCACCAACAAGAAGGGGCUGACGCCACUGGCUCUGGCUGCCAGGAGUGGGAAGAUUGGGGUCUUGGCCUAUAUUCUUCAGAGGGAGAUCCAGGAGCCCGAGUGCAGGCACCUGUCCAGGAAGUUCACCGAGUGGGCCUACGGGCCUGUGCACUCCUCACUCUACGACCUGUCCUGCGUCGACACUUGCGAGAAGAACUCGGUGCUAGAAGUGAUCGCCUACAGCAGCAGUGACACCCCCAAUCGCCACGACAUGCUUUUGGUGGAACCGCUGAACCGACUCCUGCAGGACAAGUGGGACAGAUUUGUCAAGCGCAUCUUCUACUUCAACUUCUUCGUCUACUGCUUGUAUAUGAUCAUCUUCACCACAGCAGCCUACUACAGGCCUGUGGAUGGCUUGCCUCCCUAUAAGCUGAAACACACUGUUGGGGACUAUUUCCGAGUCACUGGCGAGAUUCUUUCUGUAUCAGGAGGAGUCUACUUUUUUUUCCGAGGGAUUCAAUAUUUCCUGCAGAGGCGGCCAUCUCUGAAGACCUUGUUUGUGGACAGCUACAGUGAGAUGCUUUUCUUUGUGCAGUCACUGUUCAUGCUGGGGACCGUGGUGCUGUACUUCUGCCACCACAAGGAGUACGUGGCCUCCAUGGUGUUCUCCCUGGCCAUGGGCUGGACCAACAUGCUCUACUACACCCGCGGCUUCCAGCAGAUGGGCAUCUAUGCUGUUAUGAUUGAGAAGAUGAUCCUGAGAGACCUGUGUCGCUUCAUGUUUGUCUACCUUGUUUUCUUGUUCGGGUUUUCCACAGCGGUGGUGACACUGAUUGAGGAUGGGAAGAAUAAUUCUGUGCCGGCUGAGUCCACAUUGCACAGGUGGCGAGGGCCUGGCUGCCGGCCACCCGACAGCUCCUACAACAGCCUGUACUCCACGUGUCUGGAGCUCUUCAAGUUCACCAUUGGUAUGGGAGACCUGGAGUUCACCGAGAACUAUGACUUCAAGGCUGUCUUCAUCAUCUUGCUGCUGGCCUACGUGAUUCUCACCUAUAUCCUCCUGCUCAACAUGCUCAUCGCCCUCAUGGGUGAGACCGUUAACAAGAUCGCGCAGGAGAGCAAAAACAUCUGGAAGCUACAGAGAGCCAUCACCAUCCUGGACACAGAGAAGAGCUUCCUUAAGUGUAUGAGGAAGGCCUUCCGCUCAGGCAAGCUGUUGCAAGUGGGGUACACACCUGAUGGCAAGGAUGACUACAGGUGGUGUUUCAGGGUGGAUGAGGUCAACUGGACCACCUGGAACACCAAUGUGGGCAUCAUCAAUGAAGACCCGGGUAACUGUGAGGGCAUCAAGCGCACCCUGAGCUUCUCUCUGCGCUCAGGCAGAGUUUCAGGAAGAAACUGGAAGAAUUUUGCCCUGGUUCCCCUCUUAAGAGACACAAGUACAAGAGAAAGGCACCCUGGCCAGCCGGAGGAGGUUCAUCUGAGGCACUUUGCAGGUUCCCUCAAGCCAGAAGAUGCUGAGGUCUUCAAGGAUCCUGCUGCUUUAGGGGAGAAAUGAGCGACCCCUACAGGGUUCUCUUAACACUAUUGGGCCUCAGGAUAUGCCACUGCUGCCAUACGGCACUCUCAGCAGCCUGGCCUGGUCUGUGCCUGCCUCGGCACUUUCCUCGCCUGCCCUGGACAAGCUGUGUGAAGCAUUGUUGGAUGCCUGGGAAGAGAUAGCCAUCCAACCCUCACUGUCCCCAAGUGAGUCUCCUAAAAGGAAAGGAUUUUGCUCGCUCUCUCUCUCUCUUUUUUUUUUUUUUUACAGACUUUGUUAAGUAUCAUGAAUGAUGUAUCUUUAUGUGGACGUAUGUGAUGCCCCUAUUUUAUUUUAUUUUCUAUCACUAGGACUAAAAGUGAAUGAGGCCCAGGAAAACACCUCUUAGAACAAAAGGUUAGAACCCCUCUUAGAACAUGUCCUUCAAUGUAAAAUGCCAAAGCUGUUCUCUGUAUUGGGUUUAAUACCUUCCUUGAAGAAAGCGGUCUGGGGGUGAUGUCGUUUAUUCCUCAGAGAAGGUGGGGGAGGCUGGCCCUAUUCCCAGCUCUGGUGGAAUCAGGUUUUUCCAGAGUGACUUCCUCCUUCUGUGUGAUCCAUCACAGUUCCAAAAAUUUUAGCUCUAUUGCUGUUCAGAUGAAAGUACGGAACCCUGUCUCAAAAGCAUGUGGCAAGAGUUUUUUAAUGAUCUUCUAUUUGUUGUGACCAUAGUCCUGCUCCCCUGCAGUGGUAUGUAUCUCCACCUCCAUCCAUCCUGUUGUCCAUCAAAUACAUAAGUAAGUAAGCAAGUAAAUAAAUAAAUAGGUAAAUAUCA
Molecule: messenger RNA, 8370 nt
Organism: Acinonyx jubatus (cheetah)
Lineage: Eukaryota; Metazoa; Chordata; Mammalia; Carnivora; Felidae
Gene: TRPV1
Product: transient receptor potential cation channel subfamily V member 1
Exons: 14
Coding region: 5193-7577 (794 amino acids)
Biological process (GO): calcium ion import across plasma membrane
Cellular component (GO): membrane
Molecular function (GO): calcium channel activity; protein binding
Source: RefSeq, a predicted model, not a curated record